UUUUCAGUGCUGGUGAGCCAACACCGCUAAUGACAUACACGAUUGAGUUCAUAUACCUUUACCCAUUGGCACACGGUGGAUUCGUGUAUACACUUUGUAUUGCUACAUGCAGCUAGAGUCUAGAGACGAGAUAGACUUAUUUUGUCGAAGAGCUCUGUAAUUUUGAUCCAACUUCUUUCAGACCUGGCAUGUUCAUUAGACCCUGGACCCGGACACAGCUGAGUGUAUUUGGAUGAUUCCUAAGUCCUAAGCUAUUGCAGGCAGGUGACUUGGCUAUUGUGAUUGUCAUUCGGGGUAGCGACUACACACGGAAAUAACAUUGCCGGCUUCUCAUCAGAUCAAAUCUGUCAUUUAGGACUAGGCCUCCGAUCUUGGAAUACAUACCUCUCUUUCUCUCUCUCUUGUCGGAGUCAAGAGUAUCGUCAAACAUGGGUGAUAAGUUUUUGAACGAGGGGCUGAAAUAUUUCUUUCUGCUGCUAUGGCUGGCUGCAAACGUUGCAUACUGGGUGGUAACGUUUCUUGUAUACGAGCAAGGACCACAGUACUUCUACAUCAGGCGUAUCACCGGGGUUGGUCUCUCGAUAGCAAAGGCAUCAGGGGCAACGUUAAACCUGAACAGUAUGAUCAUCUUACUACCUAUCUGUCGUAAUCUUAUCUCUUUCUUCAGAGGAUCAUGUGCUACCAACACGCUUUGUAGGCGGAGUGUCCGACGUCAGCUUGACAAGAACCUGACCUUUCACAAGACGGUGGCCUACAUGAUCGUCAUCUGGACGAUCGUUCACGUGGUCGCCCACGCCUUCAACUUCCGAAACCUCUACAACCACUACCUCUGCGUGACCACGAACAAUGAUGACUUAUGCGAUGGCAUCUCUGCGAUCGGUCGCAAGUUCACAGUUAAACCCGAGGACAAUUGGUUGAAUCCUAUCCAAGGUGCUAAGAACCUUCCGGCAGGACUUGGUCUAAUUGAGCAGGCCCUGAUCCCAAUCGCUGGAUGGUCUGGAGCUGUUCUCACCUUAGUCCUUAUACUUAUGUUCUCAUCUGCUACAGAAUUCAUCAGGCGUUCUUAUUUCGAGACCUUCUGGAUCACCCAUCACCUCUUCAUCGUCUACUUCGCCAUGUUGCUUGCCCACGGUGUCGGAGGCAUCAUCCGAUCUCAGACGAACCUCGAACGUCAUGACGUAGUAUUCUGUUCUGAAAACCUUGAUGAAUGGAGUUCUACUUCUCAACAGUGUGAGGAUCCUGUAUUCAAAGAUGGAUCAGCUGCAAGUUAUAAGUGGGUGAGUGGUCCGCUUUUCAUCUACUUGCUUGAAAGGAUGAUUCGAUUUUGGAGGAGCUGUCAGACCGUUACAUUAACCAAGGUUGUAAAGCAUCAAUCGAAGGUGAUUGAGCUUCAGAUGAAGAAGAAAGGAUUCAAGAUGGAGGCUGGUCAGUACAUCUUUCUCAAAUGUCCCUCCAUCUCACACGUGCAGUGGCAUCCAUUUACUCUUACAUCGGCUCCUGAAGACGAUCAUUUCAGUGUUCAUAUCCGUGUUGUUGGUGACUGGACCAGGGACCUGUUCAAAGCAAUGGGAGCAGACAAACCAGAACAGCAAUCUCAAGAAGAACUAGCCAGAGUUGCGGUUGAUGGUCCGUUUGGUACAGCUAGUAUUGAUAUCUUCAAGUACGAGGUUGCUAUCUGUGUAGGUGCUGGAAUCGGCGUAACACCCUUCGCUUCCAUCCUCAAAUCUAUCUGGCUGAAGAGUGUAAACAACAGCGCCUCUCUGAAGCUGAAGAAGGUGUACUUCUUCUGGAUCUGUCCCGAUACCAAUGCCUUUGAGUGGUUCUCAACUCUCCUCGACUCGAUUGACACUCACUUCACUGAACAGGGCAAACCUGACUUCCUGAAAUACUACAUCUAUCUCUCCCGGGGCUGGAACAAUACACAGGCAAAGAACAUUUACCUACAAGAGGAGCAAGAGAUAGACGCCAUCACCGGUCUAAGACAGAAAACCCACUAUGGUCGUCCUAAGUGGGACUCCAACUUCAAGAUGAUUGCAGAGGAGAACCCAAGGACGAGUAUCGGUGUUUUCUUCUGCGGUCCUAAAGCCCUAUCAUCAGUACUCCAUGAGAACGCCAAUAAGUUUACCAGCUUGACUCCUGAUGGCGCUAAGUUUUUCUACAACAAGGAAAACUUCUAAGCAUCAAGAACCAAUGGGCAUUACGAAUGUAGAACUUUUAGACACCAUCAGCCAAUGAGUGCUACAACAAGGAAACUUCUUAAUACCACCAACCAAUAAGCGCGACGACGCUAUCAGCCAAUCAACGCUCUGAUUUGUUUUCCAGAACACCAUCAACCAAUCAGCGUUACGACAUGCAAACUUCUACACACUGUCAACCAAUCAGCGCUGCGACUGAUAAAAGUCUUUUAUCAACGUCAACCAAUAAGGGUCAUACCUCGGGCACCUUGUACACAUUGUAUGAAUAGGUGCACACUAUAUCCAACGUUAUAAUUAUCAUUUCUUUAUCAUUCCAUUUUCAUCAUUAUAACACAGACAUUCCCCUAAUCGAGACAAUUAUAAACAGUCACUAUACCAUGUAUUGUAUUUGAUUGUAGUUUUAUUUCUACGAAAUAGAAAAGGUGUCACAUUUACAGAUUGUGUACUAAUGUAUCUUCAACCGCCAUAUUCAUGCUUAGAAUGCGUUGAAAAAGUUGAGGGGAAGAAGAUAAGAUGUGCAUGAAUGUGAUCUUACUUCAAAUACAGUAAAGUCAUUUUGA
Molecule: messenger RNA, 2755 nt
Organism: Strongylocentrotus purpuratus (purple sea urchin)
Lineage: Eukaryota; Metazoa; Echinodermata; Echinoidea; Camarodonta; Strongylocentrotidae
Product: cytochrome b-245 heavy chain
Exons: 14
Coding region: 429-2177 (582 amino acids)
Biological process (GO): superoxide anion generation; defense response
Cellular component (GO): plasma membrane; NADPH oxidase complex
Molecular function (GO): superoxide-generating NAD(P)H oxidase activity
Source: RefSeq, a predicted model, not a curated record